AUCAGUCCAUCAGUCCUUCCUUUCUUCCUCAUUACCUACCUAGUACAAGUCCUCUCAGGGGAGUCCUUUUUGGCCUCUUCACGAUUUAAAAAGGGAGAAGAAAAAUGAAAACUGCUUUGCAUGACUCGCCGGAGAAUAUCGCCGGCAAUCUCUCCGGCUAAAGGUCUGGCUUUCGGUUUUCGAUUUCUGUUGACGGUGAGUGCUUCGUUAAGUUCGGCGGGUAUUCGAUUGAUGGCACACUAAAUCACGGUGGUGCCGGUCUCAGUUCGGAAGUAGCUUAUUUAGUCAUUUUGUGUGGAGGAGUUCGAUUUCAAGUGAUUUGCUGAUAAGUCAGAAUUAGCAAAGCAAAAAUGUCUUUCCAACAUAAAAACCUUUGGAUGCUGAGAGAUGGUGGAUGUCUAACUGAUGGGGAGAUGGCUUACAAUAAUUCCUCAAGAAUUGAACCAAAGCGUAGCCGUGAGUGGUUUACGGAUUCUACUGGAGCAGAAUUGUUCAACAGCAAAAGGCAGGCAAAAGAAGUGGUGAGCAGCCAGCCAGUUCCUGGAAUUCCAGACAUGACUGCUUCUUUGUGGCAGAAUGCUUCCAGCUUUCAGCCAGUUUCUGGGCAAUUCACUGAUUGCCUAUUUGGAUCUGAGCCCAUAAGAACUUUCAACUUGGGUGAUGGAAAUAUUCCUUCUGUUGAUGGUCGAAACAUGAAUAUGGGAAGAAAGGUUUUUGAGCAUCAAUAUGACAGUCGAUCCUCUGUAGGUUUGUCUAUGUCUCCUGUCAUUGAAGAUGCCUCCCCACGUCAUAGUUUCAGUGGAGUUAGAAAAGUUAAAGUCAAUCAAGUGAGGGAUUCAAACAAUGGUAUGCCAGCAUCAAUGGGUACUGCAUAUAACAGAAGUGACAACAACACAUCUUUGGGUCCAAAUUAUGGUAAUGGGGAUGAGAAUACCAUCUCAAUGGGCUCCACCUUGUCUAAAACAGAUGGAAAUUUCAAUUUAUUAGGUCACACCUUUAACAAUGGAGAUUGCAAUUUUAUAUCUAUUGGCCAUAAUUAUAACGAGGGAAAUGGGAAUAUCUUGUCCUUGGGCCAGACUUUUGACAAGGGGGAUGGCAGAUUUAUAUCAAUGGAUCAAUCAUAUGAAAAGGCUGAUUGCCUCGUAUCAUCGAGCCCCUCCCAUGGCAAGGGGAAUGACAAUUUCAUUUCAAUGGCUCCCUCUUACAACAAACAUGAUAGUGUGGUUUCAGUGGCUCCUUCCUAUGAAAAAGGAGAUGGUAAUCUCAUAUCUAUUCGUCAAUCCUACAAUAAGGCAGACUUCAAUGUCACAGCAAUAGGUCCUGCCCAAGACAAAGGAGAUUCCAGCAUUCUGUCCAUGAGUCACAACUACAACAAGGGUGAGUCCCAAACCAUAUCUUUUGGGAGUUUUCAUGAUGAACCAGAGGCAAAUCCCCCUGGCAGUAUCAUCAGUAGCUAUGAUUUGUUGAUGAAUAAUCAGAACCCUGUGCAAGCUCCAGGUGUGCCUGGUCAGAAAGGGUUGGUUGAGGCCGUUCCAGAUUCAAAUGCAAAUAGUGCUCCUAAAAGUAAUUUUAAAAUCAAAACCAAGCCCAAGACUAAGGAACCAAAGACAGCAAAAAAAGUUUCUUCAAACAAUUUCCCUUCAAAUGUCAAAAGUUUGUUGUCUACUGGUAUCCUUGAUGGGGUUCAUGUGAAGUAUGUUUCCUGGUCGCGGGAGAAAAGUCUUAAAGGUUAUAUAAAUGGGACUGGUUAUUUGUGUGGCUGUAAGGAGUGCAAGUUCGAGAAGGCUCUGAAUGCUUAUGAGUUUGAGUGUCAUGCUAAUUGCAAGACCAAGCACCCCAACAAUCAUAUUUACUUUGAGAAUGGAAAGACCAUUUAUGCAGUCGUUCAAGAGCUGAAGAAUACUCCUCAGGAGAUGCUUUUUGAUGCAAUUCAAAAUGUGACAGGGUCUCAAAUUAAUGAGAAGAACUUUCGUGUGUGGAAAGCAUCAUACCAAGCUGCUACCCGUGAACUUCAGCGCAUCUAUGGGAAGGAUUAAGUCCCAUUGUGAUCUUGACCCUUGAGAUGAAGACUUAGCCUUUCCACAUGUGAGGUGGGUCAGAUCGUUGAACACAAUAACAGCAUUUAUCUUAUGGUAAAUUGUAGAAUUUAUAUGGGUUUUGAGUAAUUUAUGUAUGCCAAUGGGCAUUAUGACUUUUCAGACUUUAUUUUGUUACCUGGUUUAGACAAUUAUAUGUCCUAUCAAAAUUUAAGUUCCU
This is a messenger RNA of Rubroshorea leprosula, 2256 nucleotides long. Lineage: Eukaryota; Viridiplantae; Streptophyta; Magnoliopsida; Malvales; Dipterocarpaceae. The record is from the annotation of a GenBank genome assembly.